AUGCCACCAAGGGUCUUGGUUUCCGAAAAAGGCGAGUUUACAGACUCAGAGGGACAUGAAAUACAACUGCGUGGAGUCAAUCUUGAUCCGAGUGUGAAGUUUCCAGCAACCCCCAAUUGCCGGAGCCACGAUCCUCUAACACCAUCCUUCUAUGAUGAAGCAGGUUCUGUUUGCUUCAUUAAUCAUCCUUUGAAAUUGGAAGAAGUUGAACAUCACAUCUGCAAGCUCAAAUCCCUCGGGUACAACACCAUUAGAUAUCCAUUCACUUGGGAAGCACUUGAACAUGAGGGCCCUGGAAUUUAUGACUAUGAUUUCAUGGACUACACAAUUGAAGUGUUGAAGAAAAUCAAUAAGCUAAAGGGGAUUUAUAUUUAUCUCGACCCACACCAGGAUGUAUGGUCGCGAUUUACCGGAGGAUCUGGUGCUCCUCUGUGGACCUUUUAUUGCGCAGGCUUCCAACCGCGACACUUCUCGGACACGGAGGCAACGAUUCUGCAAAACUCGUACAUCAAUCCCAGCACUGGGAAAGAGCGCGAACCUUACCCCAAAAUGCUGUGGCCGACCAAUUAUUUCCGUCUUGCCGCUCAAACAAUGUUCACCCUUUUCUUUGGUGGCAAGAAGUUUGCCCCCAAGUGCGUGAUAAACGGUCAAAACAUACAAGACUAUCUGCAGGACAGAUUCAUAGACGCAGUCAUGACUUUUUAUGAGCGUAUUCAACAGAGAGCCCCAGAACUCUUUAUUGACCGUUGCAUUCUGGGCUUAGAAACAAUGAACGAACCUAAUAUAGGGUAUUUCACAGACCUUGAUAUGUCAGAGGUCCCCAAAGAUCGUAAACUCAAAAGAGGAACAACGCCAACGGCUUUUCAGACGUUCCAGCUAGGAGAAGGUUUGCCGGCUAUUGUUGACACUUAUGAUAUCUCGGUAUUUGGUCCCAGGAAAACUGGCACUACUUUAAUUGAUCCUAAAGGAAAAUCAGCCUGGCUUUUGGCAGCGGAAAGAGAUAAUGUUGAUAAACGCUACAAUUGGCAAAGAGGGUCUGAAUGGGAACCAGGGACAUGUGUCUGGAGGCUGCAUGGUGUUUGGAAGCGGAAGGGAUUGAGAAAACCCGAGCUGCUAAUUGCUGAUUAUUUCGCUUGCGAUCCUGCGACAGGGGCCAAGGUUGAUUUGAGAUAUUUUAUCAACACUCUGUUCCUGGAGCAUUACGAGAAGUUUCGAACAAAAUAUAGGGACCACGACAAAGAUUCGUAUUUGUUCUUACAGCCUCCUACUUUACAAGAGCCACCAAGACUGAAGGGUACGAGUUUGAUAGAUGAGAAGACCAUUUAUGCUUGUCACUUCUACGAUGGAAUGUCGCUAAUGUUCAAGUCCUGGAAUAAAAUCUACAAUGUCGAUACCUUAGGCAUUAUGCGUGAAAAGUACUCUAAUCCUAUAUUCAGCGUUGUCUUGGGUGAGAACAUGAUAAGGAAGUCCUUUAGAAAGCAGCUUGCACAAAUGAAGGAGGAAGGUAAAGAACUUCUGGGUGGUCACGUACCAGUGUUUUUCACCGAGAUCGGUAUGCCUUUUGACAUGGACAGUAAAAAAGCAUACCAAAGUGGAGAUUUCAGCUCACAAGUUGGAGCGCUUGACGCGCUUGGUUAUGCUUUGGAGGGAGGUAACCUGUCUUACAGCUUGUGGUGCUACUGCAGCCAGAAUUCUCAUGAAUGGGGUGACUGUUGGAAUAACGAGGAUUUCUCAAUAUGGAGUAAAGACAAUGUGAGUAGCGUUCCAGCAGCGAGAGCGAUUCAACAGUCAGGCUCCGACUCUGAAUCAGAUGUCAUUUCUUCCUUUUCAACCAUACCACACGGACAUGUAUCUGGUUUGGCUGAUAGUGAAGAAAAGCAUCUUUGCGACUACGAUGGGAUAAGGGCACUUGAUGCCAUUCUGCGUCCGUACCCUGUUAAAAUUUGCGGAAAUUUUGUUAACGCCGAGUUUGAAUUGAGCAGGCAAGAAUACAGACUGACUAUAAACGCAGAACCACGGCCAGAUAACGCUUCUGGUGCAACAUUGAUUUUUUUGCCAAAGUUCCAUUUUCCCAUGGGUCAAACUAUUAUUAAAACAACUUCAGGUACGUUUCUCUACGACCCAAAUCAGCAAUUGUUAAAAUGGUCUCAUGACUCUGGACAGCAAAGUAUAUCGUUGCGGGGGGAAAUAGAAUCUUCGAAAAAGCCCGAAGAUCCAGAAGGAUGCUCGGUAAUGUAA
Messenger RNA from Lachancea meyersii CBS 8951, 2238 nucleotides. The record is from the annotation of a GenBank genome assembly. Lineage: Eukaryota; Fungi; Ascomycota; Saccharomycetes; Saccharomycetales; Saccharomycetaceae.